AUGUACAGAAAACAACAUGUCCCACAGGACUAUCAAAGUGACUCUGGUCCUUCCGACAUCUUCCAUCCGACCUCUCGACGUCUCCGGCGGAAGCUGGAACCCUCUCAACGUCUUCCUGCCGCUCACACCAGGUCCAGACAUACAAGAACGACAUCCCAUACCAGCGGGCUGAGCUAUCGCUCACCAUCCAUGAGUAAUGCCACCGACUAUGCUUCGAGCUUCAAACGACGUCCGAGACUCAGACCUUCCCUCACCGGUCCACAGGUGGAAUCAAUGACUAUCACUCGACGUGCAGAGAUGUUGGCCGAUAUCGCAGCAGAUUGUCUGAUGAAGAUGCUGGCAGAGAUGGAUGGAGAUGGUACUGAUGAAUGGCACAGAUCAUGGCAAGCUCUCGUCACCUUGCGUCAAGCCUAUAUUCUUCCCGUUUAUGCUCCACCUUUUCCCCUUCUAAAAGACCUUAUGGAGUCAUUUCAUCCUCAUGUACGAUCCACAUUCGACUUUGCCUCACUCGCUCGUUCUGUCGGUCUGUCCAGUCUUGCCACCUUUGUCUACGUCAUUCUUGUCCCGGACGAAGCGGGAGAUUUGUUGUUGGAUAUCGAAGAUGAUGACGGUGCCUCGCAAGCGUCGGGCGGGAAGGGAAAAGCCAAAGCUCGGGAAUUGGAUCAGGAUUUGAGGGCUAGAGUGAGAAGAAGAAAUAGGAUCAUGUGGUUGGCUUGGAAGAAGUUUUGGUUGGUUGUCGUCCCUGCGACCCAGAGGGACAGCGAGAGUGCGUUACGGUUAUGGUUGGACUUUGCAACUCAAAUUCGUCUGACAUAUCAAUGUCCGACUCUCGACCCUCCUUCUGCUCCUCACUCGGAAUUACCCCUGCCCCCAGAACACCUCGAAGACCUCUUUUCUCCCUCAGCAAUUGGAAGAUACGGACAAUGGGAGAUGUCAGUUUCUGGGACAACAGGCUCGGGGAGUGCGGAGAAGACGUCUGUUCAGAGACGAUGGUCCUCGCUCGCUCGCAAAAGAGCCAAAGAGCUUCAUAACGUCGGAACCAUGCGUAGACGAUUUUCAUACGACAUGUUUAGAUCCGAAAUAUUAGCCUUCAUCUCUGCAGAAAUAUUACCCUCUAUAAUACCCAUCAAGACCUCACCCGUGCUGGCUACAGACAGUGAAGAUUCCUCUGCUGCCAUGUCAGAACUUGAAAACGGUCAUGGUCGACGUAUCAGUGCUCCUAUAUCUUACCACUCUUCCGACGCAGAAGACGCCGAUAUGGAAACUGCGGAAGAAUCAUUGGUUUCAUCCUCCGAAGUCGAAGAAGACGAGGAGGUCGUAGAAUUCGACCGUGAACUAUUCGCCGAAGCGGCUGCCGAAUUAGAACGAGAGCUUGACAUGUCACGUACACCUUAUAGACCUGAAGCAACCGAUGUUCACGAUUCAUCAACCCCACGCCAGAGGUCGGACGGACAAUGGAGAAUACGAACCGCUCCUUUAGAUCCGACUAUUCCGAUUCCUCGUGGUACUUUCAAUUGGGUUGCGAGACAAGAAGACGCUCAGCAACUUUCUUGGGACAGUCAACCUCGAGGAGCCGAGACCACUCCUCGGAUUCGGUUCUCAGAAGGUCCGUUGCCAGCUACACCCACGCCUAGAGCUAGAGCAGACGUGCUUCCACCUUCUAUAUUGCGAAAGAAUCCUUCCCCAAUGUCACAUCGAAGAACACCUCCUAGUCGACCGUUCGACGACAGAGUACACGAAGACCGUCCCGCUGCCUCGCAUCUCCCGUCCUUGGCCGUUGAUUUGAUCUUUAAUGGGGAGAGGGAAUCUGCAGUGGAGGAUCUACUACCUGACUCGCAGGAUUUGCAAUACGACAUAGGUUCUGCUUUGGGCUACUCCGAUCUACAAAAAGACGACAUGGCGUUGACGUACCUACUCCCCGACACGCAAGAGAUACAUGGGCAUGGUGAUGACCAGGUUGCGUAUAGGAAUGAGGAGAAGACUGUAAAUCUUGGGGACGAACACGUGGGCAUGAACGAAGGAACGGGACUGGGGGAAAUGCUGCUUCCGGAAACCUUGGAGAUGACUGGGUAUCAACCACAUGGUCUUGGUUUGGGUUUUUCGGAUGAGGAUGGAUUAUUGGAUCAACCUCUGUGGGAUGGUGGGGAGCUCGUGGCACGUGAAGGACACAAUCUUCCCUUGACCGACAACGUAUCACUCCCACAACCCAAUGGGCGAUCGCCGGAACCCCUCGAGUUGAAUCACCCUGCCGAGGGUCAUCCCGUCGACCAUCAAUUGGCACCCUGGGUACCUGACACCCCAAAUGACACUCGUCAAAGAUUCACAGAAAAUGCCCAGGAGUCCGAUCCCGAAGAAGCUGAAGAAUCGCCUGACACGGAAGUCGAAGAGCAGGUCGAAACUCAACAUGACGUUGGUUACCCUCGGACUAUUCGAACUGCUCGUCCUGCUCUGCCUACCUCACAGUUGACGUUCCUUUCAUCAAGAGGACGGAUGAAUGACUCGGGAAGAUUCAUAACUCCCGAUCCUACUGAAGACGCCCAAGAUAGAACCUUGAUUCGUACUCCCACCACUCCGGAAAUGACCUCAGCUCAGCCAUUUCCUCCUAAUCUCAAUCCUGUCGGAACCAGUACAGUCUCUUCGUCGCCACUUCCCAGUUCCCCCGUCAACCCCUCUACUUCCUCCAUUCGACCAACAUCUGUAUCAACCCAUCGCCCUCGUCCAUCUUUCCCACCCGCAUCUACCUCUACCUCUACCCUUCGUCCUACCGUACCCGCCCGGGCCCCAGUGGCCACAGCUCACGCAAGGUCUUCUCGUUCCCCCACCCUACCUACUCGACCCAUCCCUAGACCUUCCUCCCACGUGGAUCCUUAUCUAGUGGACGAAGACGGGUCUCCUCUCCAGUCCGAUCCUACUUAUCUAGUACCAAGAGAUCACAUUCCACGUCGAUCUCGGAUCCACGGUCAAGUUUCAGGUCAAUCCACAGUUUACUCUCGUAUCUCCGGUCGAAGAAGGUGGACGAAAGACGAAGAACUCCUACUUUAUAGAACUGUUCAGAAAGUACCUCUGGCAGAGGAAUAUCCAUUGAGAGUCGUAUGGUAUUUACAUGGAGAAUAUGGGGUUCUCAGUCAAUCCUUAGCAGAAUUCAAUCCGCAACAUAUGAAAGAUAAAAUGAGGGUAAUUGUCACUACUCGUCUGAAUAAUGGGAGAAGUGUGGAAGGCAGAGCUAGGUAUUGGUUGAGACAGGAUGAUGAGAGACGUAAAGAACUGGAGAGGGAGAUCAAGGAAUAUAGGAAAAGAAUGAAGGCCUUGAAUGAGGAGACGUCAGAAGGUGAGGAGACCGUUUCGGGAUUUGCGACACCUCGAUCCACUGGAAGGAAGAGAAAAAGUAGAUCGAAAGGGAAAUCGAGAAGAAAGACCAGCCAAUCAAAAGUUGUAACAUCGGGUGAGGGAGAAGAUGGUCAAGUGGAUGAGUUAGAAAGUGAGGAAGGUGAUGAAGUACAAGCUAGAUCUUCGAUCCAUCCGACAGGUACUUCUGUUCCCCCACCCAACUCCCGAUCUCCCGAACACCAGAAAGACAGAAGGUCACAUGAACGACAGAACCAUUCCAAAAAGAGACCUGCACCAAUUGUAGAGAUCUCCCCUCGUCGACCUCCUCCUUCUGCUCCUCCGCCUGUAGCGGAGCGUACAGCAAGCGUGAGACGUAAUGCUCCACGAGCCAGUCGACCAGCUCAAACCUUGGAAAACGUGGAUGUCACUUCACGAGACGGUCAAAUACCCCGGCAGUCAAACAACGAUCAAGUCACCCCCAGACCGGCGAGAAAAGCCGCCCCUCGACCAGGGGAGAUGAUAGAAGAAGAACACGAGACUCUUCAGUCUGCUCCUCAGAGGAAAGGUCGCGAGGUUGAGGGAGCAAGGGUGAUUUUAGUGGAUGCUGAUGGUACGAAGAAGAGGCGUAGUGUCUCUCAGUCUUAUGAGCCGUCGAUGGAACAGGAGUCGGAUGGAACAGUGGAUAUUCAAUAUGAUACCGCGAAGGUUGUCACGCUCAAAACCCAAGCUCAUGCUAAAAAUCGAACUCAUGCUAGAACUCGGACUCAAAGAGCUGCUCUUCCUCCUCAGGACGCAACAGAAGAAGAUUCUGAAUCACCACUUCCUGAGCCAUCAAAAAGUUCAAAGAAAUUAUUGCCCCUUCCGAGUCAAAAAGAAGCUUAUAGGAGGAGACGGGAAGGUUUACGAUCUCAUGAAGCUGUAGCUGAAGAGGGAAACCCCGUCCGAAGGAGAGCAAGUAGGAAAGCCGCCCCUCAACCGGGGGAGAUGGCGGAAAAAGAAGAAGAAGAGGACUCGUCUUCAAAUACGCAUGAGGCGGAGGGGCCUAUAAACAUCGCUACGAUAAGAGGUCGGCCAAAAGGCACUGGUAAGAAUCAAAAGAGGAUAGCUAAGGUUGUCAAAAAUAUGCCUGUGAAUUUACGUGGUGGUGGACCAUCCCAGAGUGAGAGAAGAAUAACACGAUCAAGUGGGAAAGAAUCCGUAGCUUCUCGGGCGGGGAAAAAGAAGGCGAUUGAUGCUGAGGAAGGAGACGAUCAAGCAAUGGAUGACGAGGAUGAGAUUGAUGAGCUGAAUACCUCAAGCGAUGAGGCGGUGAAUGAGGAAAGAACAAUGGCUGGUGACGCGGAGGAGAGGGAUCAGGUAGGAGAUGAGCAAUCCGAGGUCGAAGAUGGGAUCGAUGACGAAGUAGGAGUAGAAGGACAAUUAGAAGAUGUGGAAGGUGUAAGUCAGAGGGAUGAGGAUGAAGAGAUGGAAGAUGACGAUAUUAAAGUAUCGGCCGGAACGAAGUCUGCAAGCGCUACACAGGCGGAUAGGACUGUGAGGCACGCAAUGAUAAGACACAUGGUUCGGGGGAAUGAAUGA
This is a messenger RNA of Tremella mesenterica DSM 1558, 4905 nucleotides long. RefSeq lists its product as uncharacterized. NCBI's taxonomy places the organism in Eukaryota, Fungi, Basidiomycota, Tremellomycetes, Tremellales, Tremellaceae. The transcript is spliced from 6 exons. The record is from RefSeq and is a predicted model, not a curated record. The coding region runs from base 1 to 4905 and encodes 1634 amino acids.